Molecule: messenger RNA, 1994 nt
Organism: Armigeres subalbatus
Lineage: Eukaryota; Metazoa; Arthropoda; Insecta; Diptera; Culicidae
Exons: 5
Coding region: 147-944 (265 amino acids)
Biological process (GO): apoptotic process
Source: RefSeq, a predicted model, not a curated record
CUUGAUGCUGAUGACGCCGAGGACCGUCUAAUCUGUAAAGGCAUAGAGGAGUUCAUAGACCGGGCACCACUGGACUCCUUUCAAGAGAAAGAUGAAACAUACUUAUUCGUUAAACACUCGAUUCCUCUUAUGUAGCUUAUUCCAAAAUGGACACGAUCGCGGUUUACAAAAUUUGUGAUGUAACCCGUAUGAAUCGACAUACCGUAACCGCAGGCAGGAAUGUUAUCAGUUUAAUGAAACAAGGCUCACUAAUGUUAAAUAAACCAAUCUCUCAAAUCGUGCUGGAGAAUGAUGGAUGCCAAAUAACAAGCGAUUUGGCUUUGGCUGCUUUCACGAACAGUUUAUUUAUGCUACUUAAUGCCGAAGAGAGAUGGACAUCUGAAAAUGUAAAUGUUACAUCGAAAGACACAGUUUCAGGAGAGAUCAUUGAUAUUGGCCAAAAUUUGACUUUGUCCCAGAUGCCAUCUGAUGUCAAAGCAAUCGUCGAAGCAGGCACUUCCUACCGCAUACUUUCACACCAACUUCAGCUCCCUCAGAAUGUGCUGGCAAUACUGCCAGAACCAUGUGGCAAUCCAACUGUAGCUGAUCCUAUCGCUAUGCAGUUAAUGACAGAACUUGAGGCACCAGAUGAAGGACAAACUCAAUUUCAAAAAUCUCAACCGGCAAUCGACACGGCCAUGGCAGAAGAUAUACAAAUUCCUACGUGCUCGAAGUAUCUCAAUGAAGAAAUAAAAUCAUCUCCGAAUGACAACAUCACCGAUGAAAAUCUGUCACCAAAUAAGCCAGCGAAACGUAUCAAUGACCCUGGAUAUCAACAAUCCAGCAAGAAGCAAGCAACAAGUCUGCUGAAGUUCCGCACGUUCGAAAUCAAUUGGAAUAAACUUGGUGACAAUCUUCUAGAACGCCUUGGCGACCUACAAGAAUUCAUCUCGCAGAAUCCCUGAAUCCGCUGUUCCUCGUUCGAUUCGCUUCAAGAAAACCGAAAUGACUAGCCUAGUGAACAAUAUUGUCGACCAGAUGCGAUGCGUCGACAACAAUAUCAGAGCGGAUACAACAGAAACAGUUGCCAAGCAAAUAUUGGGAAAAUAUCCGUGUCUUGAGAUACUUGACGACGACGGAUUCAGUAACGGCCUAAGUCAUAUAACUAUAAAACAUAAGUUGAUCAAUCGAAACACGUAUCUGAACCGCCUCAACAAUCAAGCUAAUACAACAACACUUACUCCAGUCGCCAAAAAUAAGCGGGCAGGUACCAAUCAGGAAUAUUGGAAAGCUACAACUAAUCAUUGUACCAAGGAAGUAAUGGCCAAACUACGGCGGGACGAGCCUACUUUACUGACCGAUGAGUUCUUGGUGGAAUCCCAAGGAUUUGUUAGAUCUCGAAUGGAUCAGAAAAGGGAUCUUGCACUGAUUAUGUCAGAAUUUCCGGUUUUCCGACGUAGGCGGCUGCUUAAUCAUCAUUUUAAAGAAGCUACAGGAACCGAUAUUGAAAUGUUGCGGAAAUAUUUCAAUUCGAAGAAAUCAAAAUCAUUCUUUAUUCAACUACCCAGAAACUGAAUAAGCUGUCUGAGAAACCAUCCGAUCGUGAUGUAUUCUAUUUUUAGCAAAAAUAUUGGACGAAACCUUGGAUGAUCUAAUCUUGAAGAAAGAGAUCGGAACACGCAUUGACGAAAUUCGAGACGAAGCGGCAGCACCGGUUUUAAUCGCCAUAGACAUUGGUAACGGAGCAGAUAUGUAUUAUGUCUUUGCUGAUCGUACUCGCCUUUCGGAAGGCACGACUGAUUUUGUAUGUGCCAUACAGGACUUAAUGACUGUGCAUUAUGUGCACAGUUUCAUGUAUUUGAAAAGUGCGGCUAAAUUCCUAGAGUUAGUGCAGGAAUACUUCCUAAAAAUUUUUACGACGAAAGGAUCUAAGUCGAGUGCUGUACGUAUUGGUAAGCAACAACGCACUGUAAAGAAAGUAAUAGCAUCUCUAUCUCAAUACAAGUCACCAAAAC